Astrephomene gubernaculifera is the source of this 1538-nucleotide messenger RNA. The record is from the annotation of a GenBank genome assembly. NCBI's taxonomy places the organism in Eukaryota, Viridiplantae, Chlorophyta, Chlorophyceae, Chlamydomonadales, Astrephomenaceae.
CCGUACGACGAAGUGACCUUCUCCGAAACCAUCAGUCGCUCCCUUCGCCAAGUGCUGCAGCUGGGCAGGGCGCUGGUGGAGGGUCCCCGCGGCGCCCCCCGCUCGCCUGACAGGGUGUUCGGGCUGUUACACAUGCAUCGAUGCCUCAUGGAGCUGCUGCCGUACCUGUCCGACCUGCUGUCCCCUCGGGAGCGCUGCUCGGGGCUGCUGAACGAGGCGCACCUGCUGGGGUUGGUGAUUGGGCGGGCGGCACGGCAGAUCUACACGGAAUUCGAGGAGUCAGUCGCCGGCCGGGGUGGCGGUGGCGGCUUGGGUGCUGCUGCUGCUGCUGCCGGGGGUGGUUUCGGGGCGGCAUCAGCGGCAGGCGGCGGGGGCGGUAGCGGCGGAGAUGCGGUGUCCAAGCUUACCAUGUUGGACGGCACGGUGCACCCCAUUUGCGCAACCACGCUGGGGUUUCUCAAGCGUCUCUUCACCUACCCCAACGCCCUGCCGCUGCUCUUCGGCCCGCCGGGCCCCGGCAGCAUUGCGGGGGCUGCAGCAGGGAUAGCAGGGGCAGCAGCAGGAGGAGGCGGAGCAGGGGCAGGGGGAGGCAGCGCGUCCUCCUCCACCUCGGAUGCCGCCACCGCUGCCGCCGCCAGCUCCUCCAUCAUGCGCAUUAUGAUGCGGCUGCUGGAGGUCCUGGAGUCCAAGGCCCGCUCCUACAAGGCCCCCGCGCUGGGCCACCUGUUCCUCAUGAACAACGUGCACUACAUGGUGUGGGCGGUGGAGCAGGCAGCGGCAGGCGACAAGCAGCAGCAGCAGCAGCAGCAGGGACAGCAGCGGGCCGGGCAGCGGCGCCCUCGCUCCGCCUCCUCCUCCGCCUCCCAACUAGCGGACCUGCCCGAAGAGGACGAGGGUGAAGAAGACGCCGACGAAGGUGAUGAAGACGACGAAGAGGAGGAGGAAGAGGAUGACGACCAAGAAGAAGAAGAGCCUGGCACAGACAAACACCGCAAACGGCGCGACAACCGCAACCGAGGUAACACAGGCGGCACCGGCGGCAACAGCAGCGGCGGGUGCUGCUCGUUGGGUGUGGGUGUGUUGGGCGUGGGUUGGUUGGAGCGGCACAAGGAUAUCGUGGAGCACUACGGGGCGGCCUACCACGAGGCCACCUGGCGGCCUCUGCUGGAGGGGCUGGAGGCGGUGGUGGUGACGCAGACCGACAAGGAGCCCUCCGACCCGGGUCGCUUCAAGUCCUGGCUCAAAGCCAAGUUUGCGAAGCUGAACUCCCAACUGGAUGCCAUCUUCAAACAGCAGUCCGUGUGGACCAUACCCGACGCUAAACUGAAGAAGGCGGUGCGCAACGUCAUAAAGCAGGAUUUCCUGCCGCUGUACGGCGACUUCUGGGAGCGCUACACCGCAGUGGACUUCUCCACCCACCCGGACAAGUACCUCAGGUACCCCCCGACGCAGCUGCGCUACCUCAUAGACCACACCCUGUUCGAGGGCAGGGCGGCCCAGCCGCCAAAAGGAGCCGCAGGGGCCUCAGGAGGGAGUAC